Messenger RNA from Diorhabda sublineata, 1654 nucleotides. RefSeq names its product ruvB-like helicase 1 (gene pont). The transcript has 6 exons. Gene Ontology annotation, molecular function: ATP hydrolysis activity; DNA helicase activity; ATP binding. Gene Ontology annotation, cellular component: NuA4 histone acetyltransferase complex; Swr1 complex; Ino80 complex. The coding region runs from base 107 to 1477 and encodes 456 amino acids. The record is from RefSeq and is a predicted model, not a curated record. Lineage: Eukaryota; Metazoa; Arthropoda; Insecta; Coleoptera; Chrysomelidae. Gene Ontology annotation, biological process: regulation of transcription by RNA polymerase II; chromatin remodeling; box C/D snoRNP assembly.
GUUCAAAUAACAAUUGACAUAUUUCUGUUUCCAUAUGAACGUAACAAACGCGGUAACGAUUAAACAAUUGUGAAUAUUAUAAUAAUUUUAUUAAAUCGACAUAAAGAUGAAGGUAGAAGAAGUGAAGAGUACAGUAAAAACUCAAAGAAUCAGUGCCCAUAGUCAUAUUAAAGGUUUGGGAUUAGAUGAAGCAGGCAUCGCAAUUCAAGCAGCGGCCGGCUUGGUAGGACAAGAACAAGCUAGAGAGGCUGCUGGUGUUGUAGUCGAUAUGAUUAGAAGCAAAAAGAUGGCAGGCAGAGCAGUUCUCUUAGCUGGACCUCCAGGUACUGGAAAAACGGCUAUUGCACUAGCAAUUGCACAAGAACUGGGAAAUAAAGUACCCUUUUGUCCAAUGGUUGGUUCUGAAGUGUACAGCUCUGAAAUAAAGAAAACAGAGGUCCUUAUGGAAAAUUUUAGAAGAGCUAUUGGCCUUAGAAUCCGAGAAACAAAAGAGGUAUAUGAAGGUGAAGUUAGCGAAUUGACUCCAGUUGAAACAGAAAACACCUCUGGAGGUUAUGGUAAAACUGUUAGCCAAGUUAUCAUCGGAUUGAGAACUGCUAAGGGUAGUAAACAACUGAAACUUGAUCCUAGUAUAUAUGAAGCCCUUCAAAAAGAAAAAGUUGAAGUUGGAGAUGUUAUCUAUAUUGAAGCUACAAGUGGAGCAGUUAAAAGGCAAGGUAGAUCUGAUGCUUUUGCAACAGAAUUUGAUUUAGAAGCUGAAGAAUAUGUACCACUGCCAAAAGGGGAGGUACACAAAAAGAAAGAAGUUGUACAGGAUGUAACUUUACAUGAUUUGGAUGCAGCAAAUGCAAAACCACAAGGAGGUCAAGAUGUUUUAUCAAUGAUGGGACAACUCUUAAAACCAAAGAAAACAGAAAUCACAGACAAAUUGAGAAAGGAAAUCAACAAAAUAGUUGACAAAUAUAUAGAUCAAGGUAUAGCUGAAUUAGUACCUGGAGUUCUCUUCAUAGAUGAAGUUCACAUGUUGGAUAUUGAAACAUUCACUUAUCUUCACAGAGCAUUAGAGAGUGCCAUAGCACCUAUCGUAAUAUUUGCAACAAAUAGAGGUCGUUGUUUAAUUAGAGGAACUGAUGAUAUUUACUCACCACAUGGUAUACCAUUGGAUCUUUUAGACAGACUGCUAAUUAUUCGAACAAUUCCAUAUAAUAGAAGUGAUAUGGAACAAAUUAUUAAAUUGAGGGCUACUACAGAAGGUUUGGAAAUUGAACCGGAAGCUAUUACUAGCUUGGGAGAAAUUGGUACAAAGACGACCUUAAGAUAUGCAGUUCAGUUGUUAACUCCCGCACAUCUUACAGCUAAAAUUAAUGGGCGCAAUAACAUAAUUCAAAGUGAUAUAGAAGAAGUUGGUUCAUUGUUCUUGGACGCUAAAGCUUCAGCAAAAGUUUUGUCUGAAAAUAAAGAGAAAUUUAUGACAUAAUUAGUGCAUUUCUCAUUUAUUUUUGAGGAGUGAAUUUCAUGUUAUGGUAUUUUUUGCAUUUCGCUUCAUUAAAUUUGUUUGUUUGACUGAAGAAAUUUGAGAUAUUUUCGUUGUUUAUACAGUUGUAUCAGUUAUUAAAUUGUAUAUUGAUUUGUAUAGAAAUAAAUUUUUCAAUUA